Molecule: messenger RNA, 594 nt
Organism: Psilocybe cubensis
Lineage: Eukaryota; Fungi; Basidiomycota; Agaricomycetes; Agaricales; Agrocybaceae
Exons: 1
Coding region: 1-594 (197 amino acids)
Source: RefSeq, a predicted model, not a curated record
AUGAAGCAGUGUGUCGGCGAUGUCCAUCCAGAUUCUCUUCUUUGCAACUCAAUGGCACAAAAACACGGUCUUAUUUCUUUUCUUGCGGGUUCCUGGUACUUUGCAGCGUUUUCUGAACGUAUCCUAAUCCAAGAUCACAACCGCAGUCCACAAUUUCCCAACAAUCUUGAGCCACAUAUCAAAGAGGCCUUUCAUGUACUUUUCUCCUUCCUCGAUGCAAGUUUGAAGGAUGAAAUUUCAUCAUGGCCCACCCCCGAGGGUCGACCGAGUCUCCUGUUUUAUAUUACUACAUUGUAUGCACAUGGCAUAGGGGCUCGGUUGACCAAAGACCCCUUUUUCGCAUCCCUGCUAGAAACCAUCCGCCGAUACAAACGCCGCACGAUAGACAUGGGCAUAGUCGAUUCUAUUCUCGAAUCGAAUUUCGUCGAAAAUUCGGAUUACUUCUAUAUCGAUGGAGAGCCUUUUUCUGUUUCGUGGUGGCAAGACUUUGACAAUGGGCAAACAUCGGACGUUGGUUCAAAUGGGAGAUCCUCACCAUCCAUAGUUAUCUUCUAUCCUUUCGAUACACCAGAUGGCCAGUAUUCUACUGCAUAA